Messenger RNA from Ustilago hordei, 1335 nucleotides. RefSeq lists its product as uncharacterized. The coding region runs from base 1 to 1335 and encodes 444 amino acids. The record is from RefSeq and is a predicted model, not a curated record. Gene Ontology annotation, molecular function: kinase activity. The transcript has a single exon. NCBI's taxonomy places the organism in Eukaryota, Fungi, Basidiomycota, Ustilaginomycetes, Ustilaginales, Ustilaginaceae.
AUGUUAGCAAAGGUGGAAUUGAUCGUUAACCCGGCUUCAGGCUCUCAGCUGGCAACCUCUCUCUGCGAAAGAGACAUACAACCUCUGAUCCUCUCCGCUCUGUCUUCGCCAUCACAACUCAGUAUCCGUAGAACAAAAUGUGCACAAGAUGCAGUCAGAAUGGGUCGCGAGAUCAUUGGUGAUUACAUUUGCAACGUUGGUUCAAAGCGCGAGUAUUUAGAUUUGGUGUUGGUGGGCGGAGAUGGAACAACGCAUGAAAUUCUUAAUGGUUUCUACAUUGCCCCUUCUCCCUCCUCCGAUGAGGGGGACGAAAAUGUUGUGUUGCCGAGGGUGAGGUUGGCAAUUGUACCAGCGGGAACAGCAAACGCUUUGUACUCGGCAAUGUAUCCCAGCGAAUGGACACAGGAGGUACAACAGAAGGUAGCAGCGGCUAAAACUGUUGAUCAACUGAGCGAGGAGGUGGUGCAGAUAAUGCUCUCUUCUGUUCGUGCCCUUUGCAACUGUUUGAAAGGACAAGAGGAUCGGUCAAGGUUGCAUGAACUACCGUUGAUGCUAAAUCAACUACGACGAGAGGAGGACGAGGAGGGGGAGAGGCUAAGUGUCAGUCAUUUAGUCACAUCGCAUGCACUCCAUGCGAGUAUUUUACAUGAUGCCGAUAGGCAGGAGAUGAGGGAUAGAUAUGGUGGCAUUGAACGUUUUAAAGUUGCUGCUCAACUUAAUGCUACACGCUGGAUUGAGGGCAGUUUGAUGCUUUUACCCCUUGCCUCUUCCACGGACGAAGGAGGUGGUGCCGUGUUACAGUACUCGCCCAAAAGCAAAACAUUCGAACAGCUCAAGUGCGGAAAAGUUGAGCUGCAAGGCCCAUUCCUCUACCUCACAACAAUGGUAACAGAUCGGUUGGAAAGUUCAUUCAUCCCUGCACCCCUCUCUUGCGCGUUGAAAGGCAAAGCUCUACCCACCGAUGCCGUCGAUGUGAUUGUCAUCCGACCCACUCGUGACCCAAGCCUAAACGGGAGGGAUACUCGAAAAGCCAAACUGGAAUUCGCACAAUCCAGACUAGUCGCAAUCACUCAAGCAAUGUACAGCGGUGGAUCCCACAUCGAUCUGACCUACGACGGGAGGGAAUCGAUAAUCGAAUACCUCCGUUGCUCAGGAUACUCCUUCAAGCCAGAAGACAAAGGAGACCAGGAGGAAUGCAAAAAAGCUCGACUAGUUUGUACGGAUGGCUUUAUCUCAUCUGCUUCUCAGACCCAGGUUCGAAGGUGGACCGCAAGUUGCACCUACGCAUUGCCAGAAGGUCUUGGACGUUUGCAUGCUCCUUUGAUCUGGUGUUGA